GCUGCUGCGUUAGCUUCACUGUCAUGACGUUAGCCUCUGGGAUGUUUUUCUCGGCCGAUAAGGAGUUUGAGUCCCGCGGACCGACAUCCGUGGCCCUCCCCGGUGUCUGAAGCGCAUCCGCCGUGUCCUCCGCGGGCUUUGCAUUCCUGAAGGAUUCAUCCACAACACCAAAUGAAGCUGCUGUAGGCAGAAAACCCGGCUGGGAACAGGACGACAAGCGGGAAGAGGCUGCAGAUGAAGGACGUGGUGAACCUGCCUAGCGGACACGCUGCUUCUCCUGCCGGCCCCCGCCCUCUGCCGCCCCGCCCCCGGUCCCGACUGGGCCUCUGUCCCGCCGGCGGUGGAUUGGAGCGCUCUGAUUGGCGGCUUUGCGAGGUGGUUGUUCGGUCUGGCGCCGCCUCCCCCCGGGGCCGGUGUGCGCUCCCAGCAGCCCGUGGUGCCCUGCGCCCCCACCUCCCCGUCACUGCACACCCGAGCCCAUGACCAGGGAGGAGGCGCGGUGCGUCCGCCAGGAGCCAUGUGCCUCCCUCACACCAACAACAUGGACAGCAAGCUACAGGGGGCGGGGCCAGGGGGAGGGGCUUCACUUCGACCACGAGCAGGAGGCGUUCCACUGGAGCCCUUUAUACACCAGGUGGGCGGUCACACCAGUAUGAUGCGUUACGACGACCACACGGUGUGUAAACCCCUCAUCAGCCGAGAGCAGCGCUUCUACGAGUCUCUGCCUCCAGAGAUGAAGGAGUUCACUCCAGAGUAUAAAGGUGUGGUGCUGGUGUGUUUCGAGGGCGACUCCGACGGCUACAUCAACCUGGUGGCGUACCCGUACGUGGAGAGCCACAUGGAGGGGGGGCCCGGGGAGCACGAGGAGCGCGACCCGCCCGAGAGGGAGCAGCCCCGGAGGAAGCACUCCCGCCGCAGCCUCCACCGCUCUUCCUCCUCCUCCGAGCACAAGGAGGACAGGCCGGAGAGGAGGGAGGCGCACGACGCCGACGCCCCCGAGAAUCUGGGAGAGCUGAAGAGUCCGCGGCUGGAUCCGAAGAUCCACUCGGACGUUCCCUUCCAGAUGCUGGACUGGAACAGCGGCCUGACGUCGGAGAAGAUCAGCCACAACCCCUGGAGCCUGCGCUGCCACCGCCAGCAGCUCAGCCGCAUGAGGUCCGAAUCCAAGGACCGCAAGCUCUUCAAAUUCCUGUUGUUGGAGAACGUGGUCCACCACUUCUCGUACCCGUGCAUCCUGGACCUGAAGAUGGGCACCCGGCAGCACGGCGACGACGCCUCGGAGGAGAAGGCCGCCCGGCAGAUGAAGAAAUGCGAACAGAGCACUUCGGGCACGCUGGGAGUCCGGGUGUGCGGCAUGCAGGUCUACCAGCUGGACACGGGUCACUACCUCUGCAGGAACAAGUACUACGGCCGCGGCCUGUCGAUCGAAGGCUUCCGCGAGGCGCUCUACCAGUACCUGCACAACGGCCAGGGCCUGAGGCGGGACCUCUUCGAGCCGGUGCUCAACAAGCUGCGCAGCCUGAAGGCGGUGCUGGAGCGGCAGGCGUCGUACCGCUUCUACUCGUCCUCGCUGCUCAUCAUCUACGAGGGAAAGGAACCUGAUCCCCCCUCGGGCCUGGGGUCCUGGCAGCAGAAGACCCCCGGGGGCCCCGCGGAGCCCCCCCGCGCCCCGUCGCCCCCCGACGCCCUCUGUAAAACGGACACGAGCCACAGCCUGAGCCCGGGCUCUGUGAUGGCUCCGCCCUCCCCCUCCCCCCGCCCCCCACCCACACAAGCCCCGCCCACAGCGUCAGACUGCCGCCCCCCCUCGCGUUCAGACUCCCCCUCCCCGGCUCCCAGUUUAGCGCCCGCCCCCCCUGCCGCCCCGCCCCAGCAGCCCCCCCUGGUGGACGUUCGUAUGAUCGACUUCGCCCACUCCACCUUCAAGGGUUUCCGUGGCGACACGGCGGUUCACGACGGGCCCGACCGGGGCUACGUCUUCGGACUGGAGAGCCUGGUCCAGAUCCUGGAGAGCCUGCGGGACGACAACCUGCCAUAGAGGCCGCACACACACACACACACACACACACACACACACACACACACACUCAGUUUGCACAUCUGUCGCUGUGAGGACCUUCAUUCAAAUGAAAACAUGAAUCUCGCUUCAGUUUUGACAGCAGAACGAAGGAUGAGAGCAAAUCAUACAUUUAAACCAAAGCGUGAAUCGUCUCCAGAAGUAGAUUUAAACAUUUUCCAGUCAGUCCUGACUCCAGGAAGAGUUCCUCUGUUCAGAUCUGGUAGAAGAACGUCAGGAUCCACAGACUCUGACAGAUUAUCACCGAAACACAAACAAUAAAACACUGCAGCAGGUCAGCGCAGUGGGAAACUACAGCCUCUAUUCCAGCUUUAAGUUUCACUGAAAGACUCGGCUCACAUCGGUCCUCACACAGACAGAAACACACACUCUCUCACACACUCUCACACACACUCUCACUCACUCACACAGACACUUCCUGGGAACAGUUGUCCACGGAGCUGUGUGACCAAUCAGCCGCCUCCCAGGGAACGCCCACUCUCACUUUGCUCCCUCCCCCCGAUCACUCCUCACCCCUCCCUCCCCAGUCCUCAACCCCCCCCCCCCUUCUCUACAGAAACCAAACCUGUACAGGUGAACAGACUCGGCACACACACACACACACAUGCACACACACCCCCAUCGAUCAUCUGCUGAAGCAAUAGUUGGCCACCAGACGAAGACGACGACGACUCGUUUUGUUUGUUUUUCGUUCCAGUUUUGUUUGGUUUCCCCUUCAGGGAGGGAGAGGAGGUGCAGCAGAAACGGUAGACGUAGGUUUCUUGGAGAGAUUAUCGAUAAACUGUCCUGUCCAUAAAAAAAAAAGGAGAACUUGUCAGUAGUGGGUGUCCUGUGAACUUAUCGUGUAACAUCGGAAGCAUCAGUGUCCCAGAUCUGCUGAGGAGACACUCAGAUUUAUACCAUCGUCAUCAUCAUUAUUACUGUCGGCAAAUCUCACAAAAGGACCACGCUUUGUGUGACACAUCGGUGGUGUCCAAUCUGAGGUCUGGAACCCCCUUUUAGGGACGCCGGAGACCAGAGGGUGGGCCGAGGCUUUUCCUGCUCUGAGAGAAGCAGAAGAAUGACGGUUAGACCCGUUCAGCAGUGUUUCACAGAUCGGAGGGUCUGCAGCGUCUCUCCAAGCGAAUCUGUUCAAUCCUAUUUAAAAAAAACGCUGAAGUUUCACUUUCAGGACGACUGAUCAGUGUGACAUGUUAGCACGAACGCCGUUUUUACUCAAGUUACUCAAAACGCUCCAACACAGGAAAGAAGCUAAAUACAUGUGAGUUUUUCUCCUCUGUAAGAAAGUCGGAUCUCAUGUCUUCACACUUCGAAACCAGUCAGCAGUGUUUUUAAAGUUACUGAACAUUAGUAACUGCUCAGAGUUGCUUCUUUAAGAAGCAGUCAGGUUAUUUUUUACUAAGUAUUAAAGACGGGAAGUAACUAUUGCUUUACUUUUCAUGUGCAGAGUUGGUCUGGAGUUGCAUCACUCAGAGGGAGGAAGAUGCUCUAUAAUCCCCAUGUUAUGAACAGGGGUUGAGUGAAAUGGCAACAGCUGGAUCAGAACAGAGAGACAGCGGCUCUACAACCAGGUUAACCUCAGUAACUGUGGCGUUGGUGUAGCUUCACUCAGUGUUACUCAGCGCAGCCGCCUUGGUUUGGCUUGUUUCAAAAAUCAAAAGGUUCUUCAUGAAAAGUCUCCAAAAAAAGCUCAAGCGCAGCGCCGUCCUUCUGUGGGAUUGGUUGACAUUUAGGAAUAUGUGAUCGAGGCCUGGGUGAUACAGCUAGAGGAAAUUUAAUGAGAGGACUAUUUUUCUUAUCUGUCAAUAUUAUAUGUAUAAAUGUGCAAAAUCUCACCAAAACGUGACAUUUAUGUGCACUAAACUGCUAUUUUUCCACACAUUAUUGUUUUUUUAAAUGAUAUUUUAUUGAAAUGUAACAAAAAAAAGACGUUUAAAUGUGGAGUUAUCACCCAGUCCUGCCUGAAAAAGAGAAAGACUUUAUAGAUCUAUGGAGAUAUUAGUGAAUAUAGAUGUAUUUAUGUAGAAAAGGUCCUGUGACUGUCAGCAGAAUUGGUCCCAACGUCUCCAUUCGUGUCCUCUGAUUGGCUCCAGCGCUGAGGGUGGCGACCAAUCAGAACUCUCUAUUUAUGCUUCCUCCACCUGAGGCUGGCGGUGAGGCCGCGGCGCCCCCUGCAGGACAGCAGCAGGAACCGACCCCAAGCAGAGCAAAUAUGAAUAUUUUAUUUUUUGGUUUAUGGAGGUGAUAAUUUAUUUUUUUAUCGUACCUUUUGCCCGCAGCGUUGUGGGUGAAUGUUUUUGUCUUUUACAUGUGUCCCGCCCCCCUCUCAAUGUACAAAAUGUAAAGAACUGAUCAGCGACGGGGCGUGCGACCCGUCGGGAGCAGAAGCAGUAUUAUUCUCUCUUUAUUACCGUCACGUUGGUUUGAGUUGCCUCCAGUCGUAGCUGCUGUCCCACCGAGGCCUCCUUUAGUCCCGGGUUUGUUUUCACCUCACAUUUAAAGCAGCCUGAAGAAGCGCAUGCACGUGGACGUCCCUCCCGUCUCCGUCUGUCUGUCGUCUCCGAGCAGCCACGGUCCAGCGUGUCCUCCAUCAUGGAUGUUUUAGCCUCAGUGAUUGAUCGGACUUAUUUAGCAGCAUUUUCUGCGUCUGGCAUCAUCCUGACUGUUUGUUAGAAAAAGUGAAAGUAAGUGAGAUUAAAUCUUUCCAGAAG
Messenger RNA from Salarias fasciatus (jewelled blenny), 4788 nucleotides. It is a transcript of the gene ip6k1, whose product is annotated as inositol hexakisphosphate kinase 1. The transcript is spliced from 10 exons. Lineage: Eukaryota; Metazoa; Chordata; Actinopteri; Blenniiformes; Blenniidae. The record is from RefSeq and is a predicted model, not a curated record. Gene Ontology annotation, molecular function: inositol hexakisphosphate kinase activity. Gene Ontology annotation, biological process: inositol phosphate biosynthetic process; phosphatidylinositol phosphate biosynthetic process. The coding region runs from base 518 to 2038 and encodes 506 amino acids. Gene Ontology annotation, cellular component: nucleus; cytoplasm.